Messenger RNA from Struthio camelus australis, 1474 nucleotides. NCBI's taxonomy places the organism in Eukaryota, Metazoa, Chordata, Aves, Struthioniformes, Struthionidae. The record is from RefSeq and is a predicted model, not a curated record.
UUGAGAUGUCGCGCUGGUGCAGGGGGAGCCGUGCCCGGGCUGAAGUGUGCCUAAUCGCUCUCUUCCCAGGAAGCGUGGCGUUGUGCAGCGAUUCCCUCCGAUGUGAACGCAGUGUCCCCUGUGGGAUGCGGUAGGUGAUGCCCAGCUCUACUGCAAUGGCAAUUGGAGCUCUCUCCAGUUCUCUCCUGGUAACCUGCUGCCUCAUGGUUGCCCUCUGUAGCUCCACCAUACCCGUGCAAAAACUGGCCAAGGCUCAAGACAAACAGGAGAUAAAAGCCAGCCAGGAAAAGAGGGAUCACACGUCAACAAGGGACGGUCAGACGGGCCCCGGGAAAAUGAAUGAAAUCGGCAGGAGCGGGAGGGAGGAGGGCGCCAGAGAUUGGAAGAGCAAAGGAAACAGGAACUACUCAAACAAGGAGUCUUGGACUAAGCAGAAACAGGCUUGGAAUAGCCAGGGCACGGGCAGUAAAUCCGGGAGCGUUCAAGUGCAGGAGCAAAGGGACGCCGCUGCUGAGGAACCUCAGGUGGCUGAAGAUGCGUCCCUGCCCGAGGCCAUGGCCAGCGUUACCCCCGAGCCCCCGGAGGAGUACGCCUACCCGGACUACCGCGGCAAAGGCUGCGUGGACGAGAGCGGCUUUGUGUAUGCCAUCGGGGAGAAGUUUGCGCCGGGGCCCUCCGCCUGCCCCUGCCUGUGCACGGAAGAGGGGCCGCUGUGCAUCCAGCCCGAGUGCCCCCGGCUGCACCCGCGCUGCGUCCAUGUGGACACCACGCAGUGCUGCCCCCAGUGCAAGGAGAGGAAGAACUACUGCGAGUUUCGGGGGAAAACCUACCAGACCCUAGAGGAAUUCAUGGUUUCUCCGUGUGAGAAAUGUCGCUGUGAAGCCAAUGGUGAAGUGCUGUGCACUGUGUCAGCUUGUCCCCAGACCGAGUGUGUGGAUCCAGUAUACGAACCUGAUCAGUGUUGCCCCAUCUGCAAAAAUGGCCCGAACUGCUUUGCAGAAACCAUUGUCAUUCCAGCAGGCCGAGAGGUGAAAACUGAUGAAUGCACUAUAUGUCACUGUACUUAUGAAGAAGGCACUUGGAGAAUUGAACGACAAGCUAUGUGCACUAGACAUGAAUGCAAACAGAUAUAAGAUAUCUACAAAUCACAGUACUUUGGGUUUUUUUUAUAAAAUAUCUCAGAGCGGUGAGCACCCUAGAUGACCCGGAGAAAUCUGAACAUGAAGAUUUCGGUGAGGAGCAGAGACUAGCAUAUUGGUAUUUUGCUUUUCAUAGUAACAUAAUACUGCAAAGCAAAGAAGUGCAUAUAUUUAAAAAGUCUGGACAUAAAGAAUACUUGUCUUAAUAAAUGUGUUUUAUUUUCACAGUGAGUACCCUAAAUGCACUCUAUCAAAUAGUCUAUGUAUUUCUAUAAUAGCAUUAUAGAGCUUAAAAAUAAAUGUUUUAUAUAGACAAAACAGAUUAAAUUACUGUA